Messenger RNA from Amaranthus tricolor (Joseph's coat), 4218 nucleotides. RefSeq names its product probable splicing factor 3A subunit 1. Gene Ontology annotation, molecular function: RNA binding; protein binding. The coding region runs from base 311 to 2719 and encodes 802 amino acids. Gene Ontology annotation, cellular component: U2 snRNP; catalytic step 2 spliceosome; U2-type prespliceosome. Lineage: Eukaryota; Viridiplantae; Streptophyta; Magnoliopsida; Caryophyllales; Amaranthaceae. The record is from RefSeq and is a predicted model, not a curated record. The transcript is spliced from 5 exons. Gene Ontology annotation, biological process: mRNA cis splicing, via spliceosome; regulation of alternative mRNA splicing, via spliceosome.
UCUUCAUAUUAGAGUGUUAGUCUCUCUCUCUCUCUCUCUCUCUCUCUCUCUCUCUCAACCUAACCCUAAAACCGUCAUCAUCUUCACAGACCACAGUAGGCGACAAUCGGCACUCGGCACUGCGGCAUCUCCUCCAUCUUCAUCAUCUUCAGUCUUCAACGCAGAUCCUCCAUCUCAAAUUCCAGAUCCUUUGGUAUAGCUUGUGCAGCAGUGAAACUCUGGAUACUUUUCCCCCCUAAUUUAUAGGUUAUUCUGCAGUUUGUUUGAUUAGUUUAAGAUUUUGUUUGUGGGUGUUAAGAGGGGUUGCAAAAUGCUGGGCACAUUACCAAUACUGCCGCUUCCAGCCCCGCCGGAAGAUGGGGAUCUUGGCCCAAUUCCGCCUGCUCAGUUGCCUUCUGAUGAUGAGAAGAAAGAUGUGGAAGAUCAAAAUAAAGCUAGCAAACCAAAUUCAGUGGCGACACAUACAAAAACCAUUGGAAUGAUCCACCCUCCGCCUGAUAUUAGAAACAUUGUGGAUAAGACAGCACAAUUUGUGGCCAAAAAUGGACCAGAGUUUGAGAAGAGGAUUAUUGCCAACAAUGCAGGAAAUGCAAAGUUUAACUUUCUUACUGCUUCUGAUCCUUACAAUGCUUAUUAUAAACAUCGGUUAUCUGAGUUCCGCGCUCAAAAUCAAUCUUCGACUCAACAGCCACCUUCUCAGUCUGGUGAUUCAGUUGCCUCAGAGACUGAUGCUGCUAUCUCUACUGAUGGUGUUUCUGCUGUAGCAGAGAAGCCUGACCCUGCGGCACAAUUUAGAACUGUUCGUAAGGUCCUUGAACCUCCCGAGGCUGAGCAAUAUACUGUGAGGCUGCCAGAGGGGAUUACAGGGGAGGAAUUGGAUAUUAUCAAGCUUACUGCUCAAUUUGUUGCUAGGAAUGGAAAGUCUUUCUUGACAGGUCUUACUAGUCGAGAGAUGAACAAUCCACAGUUUCAUUUCUUAAAACCUACACAUAGCAUGUUUAUGUUCUUCACUGCUCUUGCUGAUGCUUAUUCUAAGGUCCUGAUGCCUCCAAAGGGUUUAACGGAAAAACUAAGGAAGAGUGUUGUUGACCGGACUACUGUCCUUGAGCGUUGUUUGCAUCGACUUGAGUGGGAAAAAUCGCAGGAGCAAGCCAGACAGAAAGCUGAAAAUGAAAUUGAGCAGGAGAGAAUCCAGAUGGCUAUGAUUGAUUGGCACGAUUUUGUAGUGGUUGAAACAAUUGACUUUGCAGAUGAUGAAGAUGAGGCGCUGCCUGUCCCAAUGACUCUAGAAGAAGUCAUAAGGAGGAGCAAGAUCUCCACCAAGGAUGAAGAGGAAAUUAUUGAGACUGGAAAGGAAGUAGAGAUGGAAAUGGAUGUGGAAGAGAUGCAGCUUGUUCAAGAGGGUAUGCAGGCUGCUAGCCUUGAGGAGAAUGGAGAAGAAAAGAAAGAUGAGGUCAAGGCUGCUAUGGAUGAAGAUGAGCCUCCGAUGAGAAUAGUGAAGAAUUGGAAACGACCCGAAGAAAGAACUCCUGCUGAAAGAGACCCAACAAAGUUUAUGGUUUCUCCAAUUACUGGUGAACUAAUACCUAUAAAUGAGAUGUCUGAACACAUGAGGAUUUCCCUCAUCGAUCCAAAAUUCAAGGAACAAAAGGAGAGGAUGUUUGCCAAGAUACGGGAAACAACCCUUGCUCAUGAUGAUGAAAUUUCGAGAAAUAUUGUAGGACUAGCACGUACUCGUCCUGAUAUCUUUGGAACCACAGAGGAAGAAGUAUCCAAUGCUGUUAAAGCUGAAAUAGAGAAGAAAAAAGAUGAGCAGCCUAAGCAAGUCAUAUGGGAUGGUCAUACAGGAAGUAUUGGCCGCACUGCAAAUCAGGCCAUGUCUCAGAGUAUGGGUGGGGAGGAUCAGAAUGAGGUCAAUAACAAUGAAGGAAGGCCUUUCCCUGGUCCAGCUGCUCCUCCUUUGAGACCUGUAGUCCCUAUGAUUCGUCCACUUCCUCCCCCAGCUAAUUUGGCUGUGAAUAUGCCUCGCGUUCCAAUCAGCAAUAUGCAGUAUUCAGCUCCAAACUCUGCUGGACUUAUGGCACCUCCUCCACCCCGCCCUUUAAAUCAAAUGGUUCCUCCACCGCCACCUCCUAUGCAAAUGGUUCCUGGCCAGCAGCAUAUGAUGAUGAAUCGACCACCAAUGCAUCUACAUGGGUCAAUGAACCAGCCUGGUUUACCACCUCAUGUGUCUCAAUUCACACCCUUGGGUGGUCAUCGGCCCUUUACACCUAUUCCACCACAUGGUAUGCCUCCUGCACCACCUCUAUCUAUGCCUCAAGCAAUGCCUCCUCCUCCGCCACCACCCCCAGAGGAAGCUCCUCCUCCACUUCCCGAGGAACCAGAGCCUAAGAGACAGAAGCUGGAUGACUCCACACUGAUUCCAGAAGAGCAGUUCCUUGCUCAACAUCCGGGACCUGUUAGGAUCAACAUAUCGGUUCCCAAUGUUGAUGAAGGAAACUUGAAGGGGCAGGUUUUGGAAAUUACCAUGUCUCUAAGUGAAACUGUUGGUAGCCUGAAAGAAAAAGUGUCUGGGGAGAUUCAACUUCCAGCGAACAAACAGAAGUUAAGUGGAAAGGCUGGUUUUCUCAAGGACAAUCUGAAACUCGCGUAUUACAAUAUUGGAGAUGGUGAGACGUUGACACUUUCUUUGAGGGAGCGUGGUGGCAGAAAGAGAUGAGCAAAUUACAUUGGUCAACCUGCGAAAGGCCUUUUUUGGAAUACUUCGUAAAAGAUCUCCAUAUAAUUAUGUUUCGUUCUUGAGUAUUUCCAUAUCAAAAUUGUUACUUGGAUAUUUUUGUGUUCAUGUAUCCUAAAGUUUGAUAUUACAACUUGAUUAUCUUUGGCACUAAUUUGUUUCUAUUUGCCUUUGCAGCUGAUCCACUUGUGCUCUCAAGUAGUAAUGUCAUAAUUCUGACCUAACUUUUCUUCUAGUGUAGCAGCCAUCAUUAAUGUACUCUGGUGGUUUACUGUUGUUUUGAUUCCUUCCUGGUUAUCUGAUUUUUUUAAUUUAUUAUUGUUGAUACACUUGGAGAGGUUUUUCUUGGUGAUUGAGCUACUUGUAGGGACGAUGACAGUCUACUCACUGUGGGAGAGAUUCCUGUUUUUUGUCGACAGAUCGUCUGGGAAACCUGUUUUGUGUGCGGCACUGUGUCGUGUUAUCACAGAAGUUACCUUUGAAGGGGCUUUUGUAGACUUGCAUCUGAAAUCUCGGGCUCCUAUUAUGAUACCAGAGGAAGCAGAUAUACGUUGGCUAGUGAUUGCUCUUCGUGGAGUAAGAAGGUCGAUUCUAGUAUGAUGAUAAACCUCUAGGCUCUUGUUUCUUCUGUAUUAUAGUUGGAGUGUUUUUAGAGUGGAAAAAUGGGGCAAAGUUAUCUGUCUUGUGAAUUAAAGGUUGAUUCUACGUUGGAACUACAAAAUGAUAGUAGAAGCUAAAACAGAUAGACAACAGGGAGGAAAAUAACCAAUAUAUUUUAGAGGUCACAAAAAUUAUCUAUUUAUGGUUCAAUCUUUAUUUUUUGACUCGUUGCCCUGUAUGUUUUUUGCCUGUUUUUGAAACCAUUCCCACAUUCACCGCAUUUCCCUAGAAUAUCUGAGCUUGUGUAGCAAGUGCUUGUAAGUUGGAUACUUAACUUGGAUGUUGCUGAGAGUUCUAUCUUGUGUGGAGGCUCUAUUUAUUCGAAGGAACUAGUUUACUCGUCGUAAACAAAGUAGUUUGCAAUGAGCCUGUGACGAAUCAAUAUCUUGUAUUGGUUGUGAUGAUCUCCUAAGAUAUUCCAUAGUUUAAGCCUUCUUUUGUAACUUUGGUUGUCUUACCUGUUGGCGAAUUGGUAAAGUAUGAUAGAAAAGUGGAAUUCUAGAAAUUUAGACCAAGGGAGGUAAAGAUCUAAGAUGAACCCAAGAAUGGUAAGUUGAGAUGGUAGAAAACUAAGAAUGGAGGAGGAGAUGGAGAAGUCAUAUGAUCUGCCGAGAGUUUGAGAUUAUGAGAGCUCUUUAAUUAGUCAAUGUAGUAAAAAGUGGACUGAUUGUGCCAUUUUAUACCCCUUUCUCCAUUUCAAUUACUUGCAACGUUUGCUUUUUUACGCGAUUUAAUACAUUAAUUUAAUCUUUAAUAUCUCUAAAUAUGUAUAAUAUAAAAUUAUAAAAAUUUGACAUUGAUAAUCUUUGUAAUGAGACGAA